Messenger RNA from Fusarium odoratissimum NRRL 54006, 1793 nucleotides. RefSeq lists its product as uncharacterized. The coding region runs from base 288 to 953 and encodes 221 amino acids. The transcript is spliced from 3 exons. The record is from RefSeq and is a predicted model, not a curated record. NCBI's taxonomy places the organism in Eukaryota, Fungi, Ascomycota, Sordariomycetes, Hypocreales, Nectriaceae. Gene Ontology annotation, molecular function: acetyltransferase activity.
CCCCUAGCGACAUGGACGAAUCAGAAUUAAUACUGACAUGUCGUUGGACAGAGUUGUCACUUUGAAUCACCAGACUAUACUGAAACAAUAAAGAAGCUUUGAGGCCCGAUUGAUAGUGUGCGACACUACGUCCGUCGAUCUAUCGCCUUUCAGGCUGAAUCAUGACAUAAUAUCCCGUGCUUACACCGCUUUUUAUCCCAUUCUUUCGACCCCAAAUUCUCAAUGCGCCACUGAAACCAACAGUCAACUUUUCCGACAUAUCAGAAUCUCAUUUAUUAGAUACAAAGAUGGCUGCAUCAAGUAAGAAUCUGGAACGUAUCGCUGAACUCCGACAGAGUGAGGUGCCGGUCCCAUGGUGUGACGAGUUUGAGAAAAUGAUAAGCGGCAUGAACUUUAACACAGGCAAUUCGCAAGAAAUGAUGGUUUACAAAUUAGCUACAAAAAAGAGACUGCUCUCUUUUAACGAUGAGAGUAUUCCUGAUGGUAGCACCCUUGCAUCAUUAAAAUCAAGACGUAUGGAGGUAGCAAAAGAGAUGUUUGGAAAACUAGGCCAAGACGUCACCAUCGAGCCCCCCUUCUUUCUCCUCUGGGGCUGCAACAUAUUCAUCGGAAACGGCGUCUAUAUGAACCGAGAGGUGUCAAUCCACGACAACGCCCUUGUUACUAUAGGAGACGGUGUACUCAUAGGUCCUGGAGUUUGUAUCUGUCCAGGUACUCACGCCGCGGAUAUGCACAGCAGGAGAGAAGCGCAGGGUACAUCGUUUGCGCUGCCGAUUCGUAUAGAGGCGGAUUGUUGGAUAGGAGCUCGAGCUACGAUCUUACCGGGUGUUACUAUAGGGAGAGGAGCGACUGUUGCGGCAGGGGCGGUUGUUAUCAAGGAUGUUGAGGCGGAGACGUUGGUGGGAGGAGUUCCGGCGAGGUUUAUUCGGAGUUUGAAGAGUGCGUCGACAUGAGAGCCGGUGGCAUUGGCAGGCUUCCUUUCAAGGCUCAGGCUGUCGCUUACACGAGGACAUUUCAAAACAAACCGAUCGCAUUGAUAUCACUAAUCCUGUCUUGGCUUGACCCAAACGCCAUGCUUAUCUGCAUCACCCUCUGUCCACUCAUGUACAGCUGCACUGAACUUAUGCACCCGCUACGGCACCCGCAACCUCUCCAACAACCUCAUCAAUAAUCUUCUUCAACUCCUUCGACACCACCGCCGAAAACAACACCAUAACCACAAAGAACUCAUCCCCCUGCACAUAAACACUAACUUCCUUCUCCCCAAACCUCGUCCAGCCCGCACUCCCAUACUUGGCCACCUUACUCCCAUUCUGAUCAUACAACUCGAACCCCGUGCCAGUCAUCUGAUUAACCUUCCACUUGAACUUGCCCAUGUGUGUAUGAAACCCCCAACUCCCUGUCAUGCUGCUGUUCUUGAUCACCAUUGGUUGGUUAAACACCGACACGUCGAUGCGUGAUGUGCUGAGAUGCAUUGUCGCUGAUGCUAUUAUGUUUUCGGGGGCGGCUGGGCCGCGGUGCAUUAGGAGGGUUGAGCUGCUGGGACGUUUGUAGAUUGUGUACAGAGGAGGAGAUUCUUUUGGUGCGUUGGAGGGGAGGAUGAAGAGAAGGUUGUCGUCUUGUGGGUGUGGACGGAUGGUGAAUAAUUGGGAACCAUUGGAAGAGGAGCCUUGGGGGCUGGAUGAUCCGUAUAAGACUUUAUUGAGUAGUUUCUCCAUGAGGACGACUGUUAAGGUGAUGAUUGGUUUACAUUGACUGUUAUCCUUUUUGCUGGGGGAGCUGAAAAAGCCAAG